Gossypium raimondii (Peruvian cotton) is the source of this 1153-nucleotide messenger RNA. RefSeq names its product probable esterase KAI2. The transcript has 2 exons. The coding region runs from base 73 to 888 and encodes 271 amino acids. Gene Ontology annotation, biological process: response to karrikin. The record is from RefSeq and is a predicted model, not a curated record. Lineage: Eukaryota; Viridiplantae; Streptophyta; Magnoliopsida; Malvales; Malvaceae.
AACCAAAAAUAUUCACUCUUUUUUUCUUCUGCUUUCUGUUUUCCUCAGUUUUGGUAGAAAAGAGACAAUUAAAUGGGGGUCGUCGAAGAAGCUCACAACCUGAAGGUACUGGGUUCAGGCGAUCGAGUCAUCGUUUUGGCUCAUGGGUUCGGUACGGACCAAUCGGUUUGGAAGCACUUGGUUCCUCACCUAGUAGACGAUUUCCGUGUCGUAUUGUACGAUAACAUGGGUGCCGGAACCACCAACCCCGAAUACUUCGAUUUCAAUCGUUACGCUACUCUCGAAGGUUAUGCUUAUGAUUUGCUUGCGAUCCUUGAAGAAAUCCACGUCGAUUCAUGUAUUUUCGUCGGCCACUCCGUUUCCGCCAUGGUUGGCGCCGUGGCUUCUAUUUCCCGACCCGAUUUUUUCUCUAAAAUCAUCAUGAUCUCUGGUUCCCCAAGGUAUCUUAAUGACGUGGAUUACUACGGUGGGUUCGAGCAAGAAGAGUUAGACCAACUCUUCGAAGCAAUGGAAGCCAACUACAAAGCUUGGUGUUCCGGUUUCGCGCCGUUAGUGGUGGGCGGCGACUUGGAAUCGGUGGCAGUUCAAGAAUUUAGCCGUACCCUUUUCAAUAUGAGACCCGAUAUAUCUCUCAGCGUAGCUCAAACCAUAUUUCAAAGCGAUAUGAGACAAAUCCUCAACCUUGUGACGGUUCCUUGCCAUAUCCUUCAAAGUGUUAAAGACUUGGCCGUCCCCGUCGUCGUCUCCGAGUACUUACACCAAAAUCUCGGCGGCGAAUCCAUCGUCGAAGUCAUGUCGUCCGACGGUCAUCUCCCGCAGCUUAGCUCACCGGAUAUCGUCAUCCCGGUGCUUCUUAAGCAUAUUCGUUACGAUAUCAGUGUUGCAUGAAAUUAAAAGCACUUCUUCGAUUCAUUGUUGUUAAGCUUUUUAGUAAUCUGAAAAUCUUGAUCUCUAAAUUAUUAAGAAGUUAAUUGUGAUUAGCGAAGCUGAUUGUCAUGGCGACUUUAAGGUAACGCCGGUCGGCUUUUUUUUUUUUUCGUUUUAUUUAGAAUCAGAAUUUUUCAGAUUAUUUAUUAUGAAAAUGUCGUGUAUGUUCGUAAUUAUGUUGAUGUGUUCGACUGUGUACCAUGUAAUAAAAAAGUGCUUUGAUUAA